This is a messenger RNA of Stereum hirsutum FP-91666 SS1, 1053 nucleotides long. RefSeq names its product cytochrome P450. The transcript is spliced from 12 exons. Bases 1 to 1053 code for a protein of 350 amino acids. Gene Ontology annotation, molecular function: heme binding; oxidoreductase activity, acting on paired donors, with incorporation or reduction of molecular oxygen; iron ion binding. Lineage: Eukaryota; Fungi; Basidiomycota; Agaricomycetes; Russulales; Stereaceae. The record is from RefSeq and is a predicted model, not a curated record.
AUGCCCAAGGACCACCAGUGGUUGGCGUACGCGAGCUUGGGCAGAGAGCAUGGCAGUGACAUCGUUCAUUUUGAUGUUCUCGGGAGCCAUGUCGUAAUAGUGAACACCGCCAAAACCGCGCACGAGCUGUUUGAUAAACGGUCUGCGAUAUAUGCAGAUAGGCCGUUUUUUGCAUCUCUAAGAAUUUUGCUAGGAUAUGAUUGGAUUAUAGGCUUUACUGAGUAUGGAGAAUGGUUGAGGACUAUGCGCAAACAUUUCCACACGUUCUUCCAACCCGCUGCAGUAACCGAAUAUCGACCACUACAAACGAAAGCAGUUCAUCAGCUUCUGCGGCACCUCAUACGCAAGCCCAAGGACUUUUCUUGGCAUCUUCGACACAUGACAGGAACGAUAAUAAUCCGUAUCGCAUAUGGACUCAAGGUUCAGCCCAUCAACGACCCCAAUGUCGAAAUAGCAGAAAAGGGCCUACAUGCCGUCUCCACCGCUUCUUCUCCUGGAGCGGCCAUUUUCGAUCUGUUCCCGAUGAUGCUUCACGCACCGUCGUGGUUUCCAGGGGCAGGUUACAAGAAGGACGCAAAGAUGAUGCGACAUUACAGUGAUGACAUGCUGGAAGUGGCUUACCGCACUGCGAAAGAGGCUAUAGGCAACGGCACCGCGUCGCCCUCUGUCACUGCGUCCAUGAUCAGCCAACUAAACGAAAAGCUCUUGCCUGAAGGUGAAACAAUUGUCAAACAACUCACUGGUAACAUGUAUCUUGGUAAGACUUCGCCUUCCUUACAGCAGUUCUUAUUGGUUUUUGAUCGCAAAGCUGUGACGGUCUGCGCCCUCGAGAUUUUCUUCCUUGCCAUGUUGCUCUAUCCAGAUUCCCAAAGAAAAGCUCAAGCGGAAAUCGAUGCCAUCGUCGGGACGGAUCGUCUUCCGUCUUUCGAGGACCAGGACUCUCUACCAUAUGUUCACGCUCUGAUGAAGGAGACGUUGAGAUGGCAUAACGUUACACCCUUAGGUAUCACCUCAAUCUAUACAGGUUCUAUUACGCCCAUGGACAUUAUUUGA